Molecule: messenger RNA, 396 nt
Organism: Desarmillaria tabescens
Lineage: Eukaryota; Fungi; Basidiomycota; Agaricomycetes; Agaricales; Physalacriaceae
Exons: 4
Coding region: 1-396 (131 amino acids)
Source: RefSeq, a predicted model, not a curated record
AUGUUUUUUCGCGGACUUCCUCUCUUUCCACUCGAUGUUCUUGCUAUCACAAACUCUCGUAUGGGUCUCCAUGAUGGAACUGCGCUUCAGCGUGCCUUUAACGCCACGGGUGAUACGUUCGAAAGCAUACAUGGAGCUCUCGGCGCAUUUUUCAAGCACGUCGACAUUUCCCAUGCUACGGAUCAACUUGAUGGCCAGAGGGUGUGCGACGCGAUAAACAAAGCUUAUCCCGCUGUCGAUAGCUUUUGGACGUCCCUCGUGAAUGAUAGCGACCGAUUCGAUAGGAAAUUCGUCCCUGCUAUUCCGGCUUCGGCAAAGGGGUACAUGGACCAGUAUGACCAUGAUUCUGGGCUAAAAGUGGAUGCGGUUUUAGGGACGUUUUGUCAAAAGGAAUAG